GCAGCAGCAGUCAAAGAUCCCAGAGCAGCCCUGGUAGUCAAGGAUGAACAACUCACAUGGGAGGAGUUCAACAAGGCAGCACCAAGAAUGAUCAUGUCAAUGAGAGUCCAUGACUGGCCCAAUGACAGGGUCCAGAUGCACAUCCAAUUCUGGACUGUACUCCAAGAACAUUGCUGGUGUCACACCCCAGACAUGCUCAAGCAAAGAGCACUUCUGCUAUACCAGUCACAGCAAAGGCACAGAUGGCACCUCACAGUGGGAACAGUGCAUGACUGGAGCCUGGAAGAGAUCAAUCAAGAUCUACUUCUAGAAGCUAGGAAAGACUUAUUUAAUGAGCAGCAUGACUAG
This is a messenger RNA of Suillus subaureus, 348 nucleotides long. RefSeq lists its product as uncharacterized. Lineage: Eukaryota; Fungi; Basidiomycota; Agaricomycetes; Boletales; Suillaceae. The transcript has a single exon. The record is from RefSeq and is a predicted model, not a curated record. The annotation marks the transcript as partial.